AUGAGUGUAGCAUUGGGAGUCAUAGCGGUGACGAGUGGUAACACAGGUCCAGGUCCAGUCAUGAUGUAUGAGGAUGAAGUUCCCUCUGCGUUAAUCGUAGCGUGUGCAGACUCUGUGAUGAUACAGGAAACGUUCGAAGGGCAGCGGGUUCCCUCGAGCAACAUUUUGAGCACUCUGGGUGUUAAAGGAGUGGAAGAUAAAAGGAAUGAUUACUGA
This is a messenger RNA of Coniophora puteana RWD-64-598 SS2, 216 nucleotides long. RefSeq lists its product as uncharacterized. The record is from RefSeq and is a predicted model, not a curated record. The transcript has a single exon. Bases 1 to 216 code for a protein of 71 amino acids. NCBI's taxonomy places the organism in Eukaryota, Fungi, Basidiomycota, Agaricomycetes, Boletales, Coniophoraceae.